Callorhinus ursinus (northern fur seal) is the source of this 342-nucleotide messenger RNA. The record is from RefSeq and is a predicted model, not a curated record. Lineage: Eukaryota; Metazoa; Chordata; Mammalia; Carnivora; Otariidae.
AUGGCAGGUUUGCUGAAGAAGACCACCGGCCUUGUGGGAUUGGCUGUAUGUGAGAGUCCACAUGAGAGGCUAAGAAUAUCGUACACAAAGAUUCUUGAUGUUCUCGAGCAAAUUCUUAAAAACGCAACAUAUAGAAAGUAUACAGAACAGAUUACAAAUGAAAAGCUGAGUAUGGUUAAAGUGGAACCAGAUGUUAAGAAAUUAGAAGACCAACUUCAGGGUGGCCAACUAGAAGAGGUGAUUCUUCAGGCUGAAAAUGAACUAAGUCUGGCCAGAAAAAUGUUACAGUGGAGACCAUGGGAGCCUUUAAUGGAAGAGCCUCCUGCCAACCAAUGGAAAUGA